GGAGAUUCAAAGUUGGCAGGAACGUGAGGCGGGCUUCCUGUAGCAGAAUGGAGGGUAAAGUUAUCGGGCCUGGUCCGUACAGGGCCACGAAGCUGUGGAAUGAAACCAUCAAGCUGUUCCGGGGGGGCAUGCCGCUGCGGAGGCACUGGGCGCACUUCCGCUGCUACGACUGCAGCUUCACCGGCGCCGAGGCCGUGGAUUACCUCCACGAGCUGCUCAGGCGCAACCACAACUUCGGGCCAGAGGUGACUCGCUACCAGACCCUGCAGCUGCUCAGGAAGUUCCUCAAGGCCCACGUCGUCGAGGACGUCAAGGGGCGCCACGGGACGGAGGACUUCGAGGACAGCGGCCAUCUGUAUCGGUUCCCCACGCUGUCGCCGCUCAAGUCCUUCCCGGCGAGGCCUCUGCUGAGAGACGGCGGCGAUCUGCCCAGACUCAUCCGCUGGGACGACUACGAGGAGCUGCCGCAGCAGGAGAACCUCGCGCCUCUGAAGUCGGCCGUCAUGUCUUCAGAUCUGUGGAAUAAAAGACACAGCGUCGCCAUCGGAGAUUUGCACGAAUGCAAGCUGAUCCGCAGGAAGGAGGUGACCUCCAAACAAUUGGACCACAUCUGGAAGUCCAUGACGAUCGCGCAUUUACAGAGCGCGCUGGGCCUGCAGACGCUGGACGGAGUCUUGAACCCGGCGCACGUGAACGGGAAGCACAUCGUUCACAACGUGUUCAGUGUGAACAAAACGGGCAUCGUCGUUCUGGAGAACAAAGCCGAGGACAUGCCGUACUGGGUGGUGUCGGCCAUGAAGUGCCUGGCUAACUGGCCGAACGGGAACGACAGCAAGCAGCCCGUGUACCCGGGCUUCGAGAGGGACGUUCUGAAAACGGUGGCCGACUACUUCCAGAGACUCAAAGAGCCUCUGCUGACCUUCCAUCUCUACGAAGUCUUUGUGAACAUUCUCAGUCUGCUGCCGGAGCAGGACGCGGCCACGGAGGCCCUGCAGCUCAGCUGUCUGCUGCUGCCGCCGCCCAACCGCAGACGCCUGCAGCUCCUCCUGCGCCUCAUGGCCCGCGUCUGCCACAACGUCCACCUCCCCCCGCUCAACGACGCCAUCGCCACGCGCACCCUGAUGGUGCAGAUGUUCUCGCCGUGCGUCCUGGGCUCGGCCGACGACAUGGACCUGGACGAGCUGCUGGCCACCAAGCUGGUGACCUUCAUGAUGGAGCACCACGGCAGCAUUUCCCAGGUUCCCGCCAAGCUGCGGCGCCAGGUGGAGGAGCACCUGUCCCACCUGAAGAGGGCGCAGAUCAAGUACGCGGGGACGGACUCGGACUUCAGCGCCUCUCCGGCCUUCUGUAAGCAGAUCCGCAGGGUGGAGUGCGAGGAGCAGAAGGUGAUCGGGACUCAGACGCCCCUGCAGCAGCUGCUGGAGGGGCUGAUCGCCGACAAGGAGCUUCCUGCCAAGGACAAGAGGAAACGACUGAAGCAGUUCCAGAAGUCCUACCCAGACGUCUACCACAGCCGGUUCCCCACCGAGGACAGCCGAGCCGCUGCCAUCCCCGAGAAAAGCUCUCGGCUCAAACCCCCCCUCAUGUUCUUCAGCCUGAAGAAACAGUUCCAGCCUUUUCAGAGGAGCUGGAGCUUCAGGGCGUAACGUCCCGCCGCCGCCGCUGACACGGCGACCCUUCAGCCUGGAAACAUUUCCAGUGCGUCUGCAACGUCGGUACUUAUUAACCACUACAGUUUGCAUUUUGAUCGGACUUCGUAGCACUAUUAACCUCAGGAGAUUAUGAAAAGGUCAAAUUCGCUCAAAUUUCAAUGAAAGAGCUGACUUUGUGGAAUUUUUCUCCUGUUUAUCGUGUUGCUAGAAAACUUGAAUCUCAAGAAAUUAUUCUUCCACUAACGUUAAAAAAAGCCACUGAUAUUUCUUUAUAUUUGGUACAGAAUAAUGUAUUUGUUGUUUUGAAGGCUGUCAAAAGUAGCCUCGAGGAAAUUUUAAAAGUAUUAACGGGUAAUUAUUAACAUUAGAGGAAGUUAAAUGUUAAUGAUCAAAACGCUAAAUGCUGAUAUAUCAAUUACUGUAUUAGAAAUGUUCCACUGUAUCGCUUGUUGUUAAUUGUCUUGAUCAAAAGAUGCAUUUCAUUUUAUAAGGAAUUAGUGAAAGGCAGCAUUAAUUCACUGUUGGAUUCACCUGCAGUGAACAUGUCAGAGAUUUGUCUUAAAAGGGAAACACUUGCUGGAUUUUGAUUGUAAAUGAUGUAUUGAUAAUUUGUCCUCAUCUCAGUUUGGUUACUGACAUUUCAGAGCCCAGGUCCUCAAACGACUCUCUUUCCUCUCGUGUUCCCACGAGGCCGAGGAGGUUAGCUGCUUUCCAUCUACUGAAAACACACUGAAUCUUUGGAAGUUCUGACAUUUUCCUUCCAAAACUGGUCAUGAAAUGUGAUCCAGUUUCACCAUGAACCACCACUACGCUUCAAAAAGAAGAACUUCAUUGAUUUUCAUAUAUAAAGCUUCAGUUCAGCUUGAACUGAUGUGAUGAAAGUGUUCACUCACUAGUCUUAACCAGCGAGAGAAAGUCUACCAGUAUUUAACUGAAGCCUUUACUUGACAAGUUCUCACUGACCUGCACUCGAUUCACACUCACUGCUUGUUUUUUAGUCUUAAUCUGUAUAUAUAUGAGCUGUUUUUAGAACGGUAGACGUAUCAACGUCUGGAUUUUCUGUGUAUUCUGUCUGUUUUCGCCUCAUUAUAAAACGCUCUGUUUUUAAGAGUGCUGCUGUUUUUUUUAAAGGAAUUUCCAUGAAUGCUGUUUAAACAAAUGCUGGAAUGACUGUUACACUUGAAUUGCUGCUCGAUGCUGGAACAAAA
This is a messenger RNA of Salarias fasciatus (jewelled blenny), 2860 nucleotides long. RefSeq names its product DEP domain-containing protein 1B-like. Bases 48 to 1646 code for a protein of 532 amino acids. The record is from RefSeq and is a predicted model, not a curated record. The transcript is spliced from 12 exons. Gene Ontology annotation, biological process: intracellular signal transduction. Lineage: Eukaryota; Metazoa; Chordata; Actinopteri; Blenniiformes; Blenniidae.